Ooceraea biroi (clonal raider ant) is the source of this 8086-nucleotide messenger RNA. It is a transcript of the gene Sbf, whose product is annotated as SET domain binding factor. The record is from RefSeq and is a predicted model, not a curated record. Lineage: Eukaryota; Metazoa; Arthropoda; Insecta; Hymenoptera; Formicidae. Gene Ontology annotation, cellular component: cytoplasm; membrane. Gene Ontology annotation, molecular function: guanyl-nucleotide exchange factor activity.
CCGAAGCGUGAAGCCUAGUAUAAUGACGUCAUAAUUUCAAAAUUACGAUGUCAUCAUUUUAAUUUGACCGUAUUCGCAUUUCUGAGGGGAGGGAAGGGUUAACGAGGAGUCGCAAAGUCCAGAAAUUUUCCAGAAUUUUUCCGAGAUUUGAUCUCAAAGAAAGAAGAAGAAAAAGUGGAGUAAUCAUCAGUCGCGCAUGAUGGUGCGUUGACCGAGCUCGCGGUUCGGGAACCCUAGCCGAGCAUCGCGAGAUGAUGCCAACAGACGGCGAAAAAAACAGCCCCGUCGGCCGAGCGGCGACUACGCGUCCGUGUCUUCGUUUUGCGUGACCGUGGCGAGGUCUCGGCAAUCGUAUGUCCGAAUUCAACAAACAUUCAAUGUGGCGUUCGAGUUUGGCCAGGUUAUGGACUGAAGUUUCGGGGUGUGGCAUGGUGCACGGCGUGUAUACACCGAAACGUCGUGAGACGCGACACGAGUGACGGCGAUGUCGCGCUAAAGCACGCGCGUAGCGCCCGAACGUACGCGAGAGAAAUUUCCCGUCGCUCGCUCCGUCGUCUCCGUUUCGCGAGUGUGUGCGUAAUCUCUCUCUCCGUCGCGUCCCUAUCGCCACUCGUUCACGUGUGACUUCACGUCGGUCCGACGCGAGCGCGAGCGCGAGCAUUACGAGGUGGUGCGAGAGCUAUGUUCACGACGUUCUCAGAUCGAUCGGCGCGUUAACGCACGAUCGUCACGUUCUUUUUUUCACGCAGCUUGACACGCAAGGUAGUCGCGUCGCCAAGCCGCCACGACGGGUUUUCAGGCUACGGUCCAUGAGAUCACGCGUAACGAACUCGACGUGGGAUGUUGAGCGCAACCACCCCCACUCAGCCCCACGAGUACACGGAGAUGUCUCGGUUGGCCGACUACUUCGUAGUGGUCGGCUACGAUCACGAGAAAGAAAGGGGUGGUGUAAGUAGUGGAGUUAUAUUACAGCGAUUCCCGGAGAAGGAUUGGCCAGAUACACCCUUCAUCGAAGGAAUAGAAUGGUUCUGCCAACCACAAGGAUGGGCCCUAUCGACGGAGAGGCAGGAGCCACGCUUCUUCGUGUCGAUACUGACCGACAUCGAUGCGAAUCGGCAUUACUGCGCCUGCAUGUGCUUCAACGAGACGGUCUCAAUCGUGCCAAGUAAGCCCGUAGAUGAGGAGGAGGACCCCGUGGAUGGAGACAGUCGCCCCCUGGUCAGGGCGAUACCCGCCAUCGCGCAUCAUAGCAUUAUGUAUGCACCCAAAUGUCUGGUGCUGGUCUCCAGACUCGAUUACAUAGAAACCUUUAGAAAUUGUCUCGGUAUUAUUUACACCGUGUACGUGGAGAAUCUUGGUAUACCGUUAGAAACGUUAGUCGGGAACAUCCUAGGAUGCAUCCAAGUACCUCCCGCUGGUGGGCCACAGGUACGAUUCAGCAUCGGAGCGGGGGAUCGUCAGGCACUUCAACCACCAAUUAGUCCUUCUCUUCCUAUAACUCAUACUAGUGUAAAUUUAUUAUUUCAACAACUAGGUAUUCGUAAUGUGCUAGUAUUAUUCUGCGCGGUCAUGACAGAACACAAGAUACUCUUCCAUUCUGCCAGCUACUCCCGACUGACUGAGGGGUGCCGCGCCCUUACAGCGCUGAUGUACCCGUUCAGAUACUCGCAUGUUUACAUUCCCCUGUUGCCGGCGGCUUUAGUCGAAAUACUCAGCACUCCGACGCCGUUUAUUAUGGGCGUGCACAGCUCGUUGAGACACGAAGUUGCAGAACUGAUGGAUGUAAUAGUCGCCGACCUAGAUGGAGGCUCGAUAACUGUUCCGGAUGGCGUUUCGCUCGCCCUACUGCCGGAACCGUUGCUCUCACAGACGCAGGACGCGUUGUCGCUGGUCUUGCAACCGGAAUUGACGUGUGCGGAUUACGCUUUUCCUCCGCUCGCCACCAGAGCCCCGCACUCGCCUAUGCUCGACAAGGAACUCAGGGCGGUAUUCAUGAGGACCUUCGCUCAGUUGUUGCAAGGAUACCGAAGUUGCUUGACGCUGAUACGAAUCCACCCAAAGCCAGUCAUCACUUUCCACAAGGCGGCGUUCCUGGGCGAGAGAGGCCUGACGGAUUGCGACUUCACCACGCGGGUUCUGGAUUGUAUGUUUUUUACGUCUUUUAUCGCGGAGCGAGGGCCGCCGUGGCGGCCUUGUGACGUCUGGGACGAGCUGUACAGCAAUCUGAGCGAUCAGCUGAAGCAGGAGACGCAGGAUCACCGUAUCAUUCUGACGCACAUUCAGGAACUGGCGCAACAGCUGUACCUGAACGAGAAUCCGAAUCCGCAGCCGUACGUGCAGAAGAUCCUGAAGCCACCUGAGGGCGCGUUCGCGCGGAUUCACCAGCCUCUCUUGCCGCGCAUUAAUUCCGAGCAGGUGCAAGCGAUCAUCGACGAGGGUCUCGCGAAGAACAAUCUCAAGGUGAGGCUGUCGUCCCUGCGGCCAAUUCAGCCGCGCAUCGUGCCCAUCGGUCCGCACAUCUCGUUCGUUCAUGACACGCGACACCUGGUCAGCAAUUCGGCGCGCAGACUCGAGGUGUUGCGCAACUGCAUCAACUGCAUAUUCGAGAACAAGAUUUCGGACGCCCGCAAGACAUUCCCAGCUGUUCUGCGUGCUCUGAAGAGCAAGGCGGCCCGGUUAGCACUGUGCAUGGAGCUAUCGCAGCACGUGGUCGGCAACAAGGCGAUGCUGGAGCAUCAGCAGUUCGACCUGGUGGUGCGUUUAAUGAACUGCGCGCUGCAAGACGACUCGUCGAUGGACGAGCACGGAGUCGCUGCCGCGCUGCUGCCGCUUGCCACUGCCUUCUGUAGGAAACUGUGCACCGGCGUGAUCCAGUUCGCGUACACUUGCAUCCAGGAGCAUCCGGUAUGGCAGAACCAGCAGUUCUGGGAAGAUGCGUUUUACCUGGACGUACAGAAGGAUAUCAAGCGGCUGUAUCUGCCGGGCGACAAUUCACCACCGCGGCUUAUAAACGACAGCAUUCUGAGCCCCAUCAGUCCGCGAGACAGCAAGGAAUUCCCGUACCGGGAUCGAUACUCGAUCUACCACGCUCAGGAACCAUCGGCGCUUGAGAUAGCCGCGGAUCAGAUGCGAAUCUGGCCGUCGAUCGACCCUGAGAAACAGAAGGAGCUGGUGAACAGCGAGGAGAGCACCAUGUACAGCCAGGCGAUCCACUACGCCAACAGGAUGGUCUAUCUGCUAGUGCCAUUGGACAUCGGCUCAAAGACACAUCGGCAGGAUCACAUUUACGAUGAGGAGCGUGCCAGUAACAGCAUCACGAACAGCGUAGCGAGCGACAGCGGUGACGCCGAGUCCGGAUUCGAAGAGACCGACCCGGGUGAGACCGGUAGUGCGGUGAUUCGAAUGGUAUCGCGAUUCGUCGAUCGCGUAUGCACCGAGGGCGGCGUCAGCGCCGAGCACGUGCGCUGUUUGCAUCAGAUGGUCCCAGGCGUGGUUCACAUGCACAUCGAGACGCUCGAAGCAGUACACAGAGAGAGCAAGAGAUUGCCGCCGAUACAGAAGCCGAAGAUUCUCACGCCUAACAUGCUGCCCGGCGAGGAGGUGAUAAUGGACGGCCUGCGAGUUUAUUUGCUGCCGGACGGCAGAGAGGAGAGCUCCGCGGGACUUCCCAAGAUACCGCCGCUCCUGCCGGCCGAAGGUGCAAUCUUCCUCACAAAUUACAGGAUAGUGUUCAAGGGUAUACCAUGUGACCCGUUCGCCUGCGAGCAGUUGGUUGUCCGUGCUUUCCCCGUGACCUCUUUGACCAAGGAGAAGCGUGUCGCCGUGCAACAUCUCGCGCACCUGGACCAGUGCCUUCAGGAGGGCCUGCAAUUGCGUUCCUGCACAUUCCAAUUGAUAAAACUCGCCUUUGACGAGGAAGUUACGCCGGAGAACAUCGACACCUUGAGGAAACUGGUGCACAAGGCGCGAUAUCCACCGCACAUCUUCCAUCAUUUCGCGUUCAAUGGCCAGGUUCUGGUCACGCAAACGGCGCAUCACAAGGGCAAGGAGAAGAACGCGACGCUGAAAGGCUUCGCGAAGAAAACGCUUUUGAAGACCGCGCGGAAGGCCGGCUUUAAGCCGAAACAGUCGUCGAAGCGGCAGAAGUACGUGCUGCCGAAUAUGAAUGUCAUCAGCAACAACAAGUACAUGACGUCGCCUGGCCGUAUGAGUCUGCCGAUAACCGACAAUAACGAUCUCAGUCACGAUGACGAUCUCAGUAUCGACGACUUUGAGAUUCCCGGCAUGGUGACGCAGCCGCCAACCGAUGCCAAGACCUUAGAGCGACUCUCCGAACGCAGUUACGUCAGGGAUUGGUACCGAUUAGGUCUCUACUCGAACGGCUUGCACAACAAUCGCCGUAAUGAGCCCUUCCGGCUGACCUCGGUGAAUUGCGCUUACAUGGUCUGCCGGACUUAUCCUGCGCUCCUGAUCGUGCCUACUUCCGUGUCGGACGAGAGUAUCCGGCGAUUCUGCAGGCUCCAUCGUCACAGCAGAAUACCAGUGGUCACCUGGCGGCAUCCGCGAACGAAGGCGCUGCUGAUACGAGGCGCGGGUUACCACGGGAAAGGCGUGAUGGGUAUGCUGAAGGCUCAUCCGACCUCCGGCGGCAAUUUGAAGACCACUUCCUCCGAGACGACCUCUUCUCUGGAGCAAGAGAAGUACAUGAUGGCGCUUGUCGCUGCAACGCCGCUCUCCGUGCUUCGACAGAGCUCUGCUUGGGGUAUGUCCGACAGCUCGCUGAGCAUCGACUCGCUGCUGCUGGCGGCGGAGGACCGUAACGCUACGCCCGAGCAGUCACGCCGCAAUCCGUUCAACAAGCCUCUCGGCACGCUCAGCUCGUCAGGCGGCAAGGGACCGAAGAACUUCGGCCGAUGGGGCUCCCUGAAAGACAAAAGGCACAACUCGCAGGCUUCCUUGACGUCCGUUCAUCAGCGCGGGACCGUCAGACAUUCCGCGGAUUCCGACAGCGGCACGGAAUGCGUUCAUACGUUUCAUCGCGCCGCCCUUUAUAUCUUGGGCGAGAAAGCGCACAUGAAGGGCGUGAAGGCAGAAUCCGCACCGAAGUCAGAUUUCAUUCCGGUGGAGUAUUACGACGUUAGGCACACGAAGGCCGCAUUCAAGAAGCUGAUGCGAGCCUGCGUUCCGAGCUCGCCGAACGUCGAGCCCGAUCAGAGCUUUUACAGGCUGAUCGAGAGCUCGGAGUGGCUGCAACAGUUGCAGAACCUGAUGCAGCUGGCAGGAGCGGUCAUCGACCUCAUGGACAUGCAGGGUUCAUCGGUGGCCGUGUGUCUGGAGGAUGGCUGGGACACCACGACUACCGUUUGCUCCGUCGCGCAGGUGUGCCUCGAUCCGCACUACAGGACGAUCGACGGCUUCAGGACCCUGAUCGAGAAGGAGUGGCUCGGAUUUGGCCACCGAUUCGGCCACAGGAGUAAUCUUGCCGCGAAUUCGCAGACGACCAACUUCACGCCCACGUUCCUUCAGUUCCUCGACAUAGUGCAUCAGAUACAACGGCAGUUCCCGCUGGCGUUCGAGUUCAACGAGUAUUACUUGAAGUUCCUGGCUUAUCACUCGGUGUCCUGCCGCUUCCGCACGUUCCUACUGGAUUGCGAAUUCGACAGAGUGGAGUGCGGUAUCACCGCCAUCGAGGACAAGAGAGGCUCCCUGACGAGCCAUCACAAGGGCGUGGACACUGGCAGCGACGAUGAGACGAUCUAUCCCGGUGGUAGAUUAGCGGGGACGAACACCGGCUGCAAUCUCGGGCAGAGCAUAUUCGAUUACAUCGAGAAGCAGCACGCGAGGUGCCCGUUGUUCUAUAAUUUUAUGUACACUCCCAACGCGGAGAAUCCUGUCCUGCGACCGGUCUCGCAUCUGCCGAGCCUCGACAUCUGGCAGUUCUACCUCGAAGAGGAACUGGCGCACGGUCCGGCGUAUGACUUGGAGGUGUUGCAACAAGACUCUCAACAGGAAGAGGAGGCCGAAGCUGCGGACGGUAUAGUCAAGAGCAAUCGUAAAGUUGUUACUCAGGGGUACGACGGAGUCAGCACAAUGGUGCCCGACCAGUUUUCGCAUCUUUUAGAAGAGAUACAUAAAUUGGAGACCGAACUGGGACAUUUGCCGCAGAAGUGGAAAGUGCUCUGGGACAAACUCGAGUUACCGAACACCGACUCGCUAGCUCGACAUGCGUCGUUCAGCACGGCGCUUGUACGCUAUCACGGCCGAUUGAUUCACAAGCGUUCCACCCUGGAACUGUUGUUGCGCGGUAAACUCGCCGGUGGCAGCAGUACCGGAAAUGAAGGUUCUGUGUACGCACAUCCGCAUAGAUUUGAACGAUUGGACUCUGCGACGCCGACUCACUGCGACGCGUGUUCCGGAGUUCUAUGGGGUCCCGUGAAAGCUGGAUUAAGAUGCAUCGAUUGCGGCCACGUGUGUCACGACAAGUGCGCGGAUGCUGUGCCAAAGAAUUGCACCAAGUACAAGGCUGUGACCGACAAUCUUCAGACUCACACACUUACGAGAAGCGGCGGCGAUAACGGAAGCGUAAACUCAAGUAUAACGACUAUACAAACUUCUUCUCAACAAUACUACGAACAAUUUUCGAGUAACGUGGCGGAGAACAGGACGCACGAGGGCUAUCUUUAUAAGCGGGGAGCUCUGUUGAAGGGUUGGAAGCAAAGGUGGUUCGUACUCGAUUCCAUAAAGCAUCAAUUGAGAUAUUACGACGCAGUGGAAGAUUCGCACUGUAAGGGCUACAUAGAUUUGGCAGAAGUGGUAUCCGUUACUCCAGCUGCGCCGAUGCCUGGACCACCAAAGAAAACGGAUGAUAAAUCUUUCUUUGACCUCCGUACAAACAGACGAACGUACAACUUCUGCGCCGCCGACGCAGCCACAGCCCAGGAAUGGAUCGAAAAGGUGCAGGCGUGCUUACAAUAGUGCGCGCGGCUGCUGAUGCUGAUUAUAGAGCUAAUUUAAAAUUCUGGAUGUGACUGACAUAGGGAGUAAAACACAGAUUUUAAUUUUGUUACAUAAUCUUGUAUAGUCUAAUCGUAUGCGUCAUAGACUGCAGUACUCUUGCUUUAAGUAUUUUAAAACGCAAACUCUCGUUGGACUGAAAAUAGUAUCAUAAAUUAAAUGUGAUACAUGCAUAUCCUCGAUAUAGGAUUAGAGUAUGUGAAUAUAAUGUACAUUGUGAUCAUAUGUGUCGUUUACGUUAAAUUUCUAUUCAUUCAGCUGGAAGACGAAAGAUUGCUAUUAUAACGCGUGCGUCGCGCCUAAGAAACGCCUUUUUUUAUUUUGUUUUUAUGUUUUCUAACGUUUAAAUUAUGACGAAAGAUGCAAUGGGCACAAAGCUCCUAGUAAAUUGUGCGUAUUGAGAGAGACAUAUAUAUACAGAACGUCUCAGUAUUAUUGUUUAUCAAUUCUCAAGCAAUAUGGCACUGGUUUCGUUUUUUAAUAAAAAUUUCAAAAAUUCCAGACUAGUUCUUAGAAGCACGGAGAGAUUACUGGAAUGGCAGACUGUUUGCCAGUAGAUUGUUAACAGAAUUUUUAUUUGGAUUCAUUCUUGUCAAAAGUUUCGUUACGAUAUAAAAAAUUUAGAUGAUCACGAAUAUAAAGAUAAUGUAUAACUCAAGGUUUUAUUAACACGUUUCCUGCCGCGUGUAUCAUUUUCGGUGCACACUGAAACUCGUUUUCAGGCCAACUGAUAUUUUUAUUAUUGAUAGAUAAAGGGAAAGAAAAUAUUUGUUGGUAUCAUUAUUACAUGCUGUAUAAUGUUUGUUAAACUGCAUCAAGAUUAUUUAAAAAAUGAAUUUCCAGCUUACAAAAAGCAAACAGAUUAUUUUUACAUAUCAAACUUUAUAACGUGCAUCGUUUUUGACCUGAAAAUGACAACUACUCAAAAACUUGGCUUGGCAGGGAACUUUUAAGGAUACAUCAACUUCAAAUGUAAAAUCUUAUUCUCAUCGAAUAGAUAUUGACCAGUUGUUAAACUGUGACAUUCUGUAUAUGUAUAUAAUAAUAAAUGUAAUUAAUAUUAUUUGAUAUA